AGUAGACAAAGCUUCACUGUACUGUCUUUACACUGAAGGCUCUGGGCUGUGCAACUGUAUCCGUUUAUUGGAAUGUAAUUUACUGUAUACUGUGAAAACGGCUGCACGGGGCACAAUAUACAAGCAAAAUCCAAAAAGCACAGAGGCUUCAGCAAUAGGAAACUCAGUCACAAUGAAAGGCUGGAUUUUACUGCUGAUGUUGGCAAAGCUUGUCGAUUUUUCCAUGACACAUCCAACCAACUCUUUAACAUGGCUAAGUUAUCUGCGCAACCGAGCCUACAGUCACGGUUAUGGCCGCAGUCACUAUAACAUCCAUGCCUCUCUAAGAGCAGAGGAUGAGGAUGAGCCUCCUGUGCUGGACUGUCCUUUGGAGUGCGACUGUCCUCCUUCCUACCCCACUGCGAUGUACUGCAACAACCGCAAGCUACAGCACGUGCCGUUUGUCCCGUCUCAUAUCAAGUACGUAUACUUACAAAACAACCAGAUCAAGGGCAUCACAAAUGGUGUCUUUGAUAAUGCUCCAAAUUUAGCUUGGAUCAGUCUCCACACAAAUAAACUGAGCUCUGACAAGAUUGGUGACAAAGUCUUCACCAAGCUACCAAACCUUGAGCGCCUCUUUUUACACAACAACAACCUGAGCCGGGUUCCACAGGGUUUACCACGUUCCCUACGAGAUCUACACAUGAAUCACAACAAUAUUUCCAAGGUCCCGUUCGAAUCUUUCCGUGGAAUGAGCAACCUGACAGCCCUGCAUCUCCAAGUGAACAGCAUUGAAGACCUUGGCAAUGCACUUGAGGGUCUGCUGUCCUUGACCCUGUUAGACUUGAGAAGGAACCAACUGAAGAAGGUUCCAGAAAGCCUGUCCCCAAAGUUGAACCAACUCUACCUCGAGUACAAUCGCAUAUCCAGUGUUCCUGCUGAUUUUCUGAGCCAGCGGCCUGAGCUACGCUUUGUACGGCUGUCCCACAACCAGCUCACCAAUGGGGGAAUUCCAGCCAACGCUUUCAAUGUCAGCUCACUUGUGGAGCUUGAUUUGUCUUUCAACAAGUUGGAAAGGAUCCCCACUAUCAGUACCAGUCUGGAGAAUCUGUAUCUCCAGGCCAACAAGAUCAAAGAAUUUUCAGUGAGCAGUUUCUGCAGAGUUGUGGAUACAAACAAUUACUCUAAUCUGCGUGUACUGCGCCUGGAGGCCAAUGGAAUUAAAGCCCAAGACAUACCGACUGAAGCUGCGCUCUGUCUGCGCCUGGCAACUAACAUCGACCUGUAGGCCUGACAUCAACACAUCCUCAGUAACCUAUAGCUUGAGCAGAGAGAGAGAGAGAGAGAGAGAGAGAGAGAGAACAUCCUGGAAAUAAGAGUUUCACAUGCUAUCUUUUUGUAGUAAAAUGUGACCCUGGACAACAAAACCAGUCUUAAGUCACUGUGAUGUAUUUUUAGCAAUAGCCAAAACAACAACAAAAAAAAACAUUGUAUGGGUCAAAAUUAUCAAUUUUUCUUUUAUGCCAAAAAUCAUUAGGAUAUUAAGUAAAGAUCAAGAUCCAUGAAGAUAUUUUGUAAAGUCCCUACCGUAAAUAUCAAAAGCUAAUUUUUGAUUAGUAAUAUGCAUUGCUAAGUACUUUAUAUGGACAACUUUAAAGGAGACUUUCUCAGUAUUUAGAUUUUUUUGCACCCUCAGAUUACAGAUUUUCAAAUAGUUGUAUCUCUGCCAAAUAUUAUCUUAUCCGAACAAAUGUUACACCAAAAGAAAUCAUAUUUAUUCAGCUUUCAGGUGAUGUAUAAAUCUCAAUAUCGACAAAACAAGCUUCCAUAGGAAUAUUUAACGCAGGCAUGAUGAGCAUGCAGUAAAAAUGUAAUGAUAAGUUGCAUGAAGUCAGUGUACUUGACUACAGGGUGCAAAAGAUCAUUUUAGUAUUAUUUGAAAACACAAUUAUAGAAAAUUGUGUUUAUCUUUAACCUUUUAGUAAAUGCAUGAUACAAAUAAUGGUGUUGGUUGGGAAAUAUAGGGGUUUUGUUAUGUAAUUUUUCGCUAAUAUUUCUGGCAGUGAAAAAAAAUUGCCUUAGGAGUAAUUUUAAUGUGAUCACAAUUUAAGACGUUAAUGAGGAUGACCUCAUAAAAAUAUAAAUAACUGAAAAUUGAGGAAAGAUUAAAAAUCUAAAUGUUCAAUUCCUUGUAGAAUUCUAUGAAGACCUUGAAAAGCUCUGACCACUCUUUACAAAUCAUCUGGAAACACUACAGUUUACCUACACUACAACCUGUUCAAAGCUUGCAUCACUGGCUUUGUCUUUUGUCUAAUAUCCAUAAAAUGUAUGAUAAAUGAAUAAUCAUAAUAAAAAGAAAUAAACAAGCUGUCACGUGUCCCGUGGUGGUCAAGGGAAGAUG
Molecule: messenger RNA, 2380 nt
Organism: Carassius carassius (crucian carp)
Lineage: Eukaryota; Metazoa; Chordata; Actinopteri; Cypriniformes; Cyprinidae
Gene: fmodb
Product: fibromodulin b
Exons: 4
Coding region: 173-1267 (364 amino acids)
Molecular function (GO): protein binding
Source: RefSeq, a predicted model, not a curated record